Molecule: messenger RNA, 421 nt
Organism: Grammomys surdaster
Lineage: Eukaryota; Metazoa; Chordata; Mammalia; Rodentia; Muridae
Gene: Hrct1
Product: histidine rich carboxyl terminus 1
Exons: 1
Coding region: 77-391 (104 amino acids)
Source: RefSeq, a predicted model, not a curated record
UUCAGUGACUGUGAGGCCUGAGCAGAGGCUGCUGAAGGGAGCCACUGAGUGAAGCGUGGACAUCCUCUGCUUCCAGAUGUUAGGCCUUCUGGAGAACACAACCCUUGUGUACUGGAUUGCCGGCACUGCGCUGGCUUUUUUGCUGCUGUUGUGGCUGCUGGCCCUCUGUCUUUUCCACAGAUCACAGGAGCAUGAUGUGGAGAGAAACCGAGUUCGACAAGCCCGGCCUCGGCUCUUCCAUGGCCGGCGCCUGGGUCUCCCAGGAGUCAUUCGCCAUCACCAUCACGGUGGCCGCGGAGGUGUUCACCAUCAGCACCGCCAGCACCGCCAUUCUCCCCAUCGUCUCCACCAGCACCACCGCCAUCACCACGCUCACGGAGCCCGCCACUGAGGCCUGGCCCUCCCCUCCAUCCAGCAGCAA